AUGGGUCUCCUGGAGUUGGUGGCCUCAAACAUUGUUUCGCGAAUCGUUCGACUGAUGGCGUUUUUGAGGAUCCUGGUGUUGCUGGUCGUCGGUGUUGCGGCUGUUGGGGCGGACUGCGGUCCCAAAGACGGAGUGUUCGUGUGUCGGGACGUCUGCGGCGAGGAGGUGAGAGGCGCCUGCGGCUACGGGCGCCGCGUGACGUUUGUCGGAGCGGCGCUGUUCUUGGACUGUGUCAGGCAGGCGGACUUGAAGGAGGUGAAGCUGCUGUCGCCAACGGUCUGCGUCGGACGUCGGUCCGAGAUGGAUCGAGUGGUGACGCCUUGGAGGUGGUGCGAGGAGGUCGUGCCCCCCGAACCAGAGAUCUCGACGGCGGCAGUUCCGCCGGUGGUUGACGAGCCUCGCCCGGUGGCGCCAACGGCCAACCUGGCGGUCGUCCACGUACCGGCGAGCAAAACGCCGUUCGUGGUCCGGGCGCCGCCCUCAACGCAGCAAAGCGUCGUAGUGGCCCAAGAGGUGCCACAUGUCAUCAAGGCACCAUCGUCGACGCCAGAAGUGACAGUCAACAUCAAGCAUGGUGUUGCGCACGUCGAGGCGGACGUGGACCCUUGGACGGCCAUGGUUCUGGUUUUCAUGGGCCUUGGGGGAGCUGGAGCCACGUCUCUGGCUGUCUUUUUGGUUUGGCUCGUGAAGUUCAUCAGGAACAAGUCAUUGUACAUGCGGGAGUUGGUGCAGAUGCUGACGCCGGAGGAUCAACAGGAUCCGGAAGCCCAACCAGUGGUGGAUCUGCUGGGGCUGGAAGAGACGGAUAAACCCGUCAAGAACGUCGAGAAGGAGGAAAUGUCAUCGUACAUGAGGGAACUGGUGCGGAUGCUGACGCCAGAGGAUCAGCAGGAUCCGGAAGCCCAACCAGUGGUGGAUCUGCUGGGGCUGGAAGAGGCGGAUAAACCCGUCGCAGAAGAGAAAAAGGAAGAAUUGGUCCUUGAGGACAGUAAUCCUUUUAAAGAGAUGUUGAACGCGUAAUAUGUAAAAAUCGCGUCAAAGAAAGAGAGUGCCAUUUUUGUACCCGCGUUUUUAUAUGGGUAAAAGGCAAUAAGAGAGAUUGUAAAAAGAA
Notodromas monacha is the source of this 1111-nucleotide messenger RNA. Lineage: Eukaryota; Metazoa; Arthropoda; Ostracoda; Podocopida; Cyprididae. The record is from the annotation of a GenBank genome assembly.